AGCAGUGAGGGAGGAAUCCAAAGACUCAAUGUAUGCAUCUUUCAGUCAUGCAACAGAAUCAGUAUUGUGGUUAUCCCCAGAUCUUCUGGACAAACAACAGUGGUCUUCCUAGCUCAGACUGUGCUCCUCAAAUGGUACUGUAUCAUUCCAGUGGAAUUGUGGCAGAUCAAGACAUUUGUUUACCAUUGCCUGUGACAGAGAGGAAAAGGCAUAGACAGAAUCACAGAGAUGGUACACGCCUUUGUUUCCUGGUGGUAUUUUUGCUGAUUCUACUUGCCAUCAUGGGGAUCGGGCUGGCAAUGUUUCAGAUCUUCCACCUGCAAAAGGAACUUCAAGAGUUUUCCAGCUCUGGCUGUGUCCCUCCAUCUCCUGAUAUGCUGAAAGGAGUUCUGAACAGAACAGCAGAAAAGAAAGUCAAGAGGAGUGCACAUUUAACAGGCAAAGCAAUUCAGCAAUCUCAUUCCCUGGAGUGGGAGACUACCCAUGGACAUGCCUUCAUCUCUGGGGUCCAAUACAAGAACAGGGGUCUAGUGAUUGAUGAACCUGGGCUCUACUUUAUUUACUCCAAAGUGUUCUUCCGAGGCCAGACCUGCACUUCCCAGCCACUUGACCACAUGGUUUUCAAGAGAAAUCCAUCUUAUCCUGACAACCAAGUCCUGAUGGAGAACAGAAAGAUGAACUAUUGUGUGACAAUGCACAUGUGGGGCAAAAGUAGCUAUUUGGGGGCCUUAUUCAAUCUUUCCAGGCAGGACAGUGUGUAUGUGAGUGUCUCUGAGCCCACACUGGUAAAUUCUGAAGAGUCAAAAACCUUUUUUGGCUUAUAUAUGCUUUAAAAAAACAGUUAGUAAGCACUUUCAUCAAGCUAUUCAUAGGGGUCUUCUGAGCAGCACAUGGAACAGCUGAACUGGAACUAUUAUGGACUUCCCAUUUGCAUGGAUUUAAAGAAAAUAUGAUUUUUUUUUCUCCUGCUGGAUUGCUUCAAGGCCAUAUACUGAUUGGCAAGACCAACAGGAAAUCUUCAACUCCAAAUAUUGUCCAAGACUGACAUAGGAAGUUUUGCAUGGAUUGUGCAGCUAAGUUGUAAAAUGAAAGAAUAUUUUUGUCAUUUGCACCCUGAAUCAGUUACAAUUCAGCAACUAUUCUUUUCUAAGGUUAUUUUUUAUGCUGCUUACUUUCUGAUACAUCAUUUUUGAUGUGAAAAUAUAUUGUAUUUAAUUUCUUGAGGGGAAAGAGAUUUUUUUGAUUUCCAGAUUCUUUGUGGACUCACAAUCCCAUUACUAAAUGCAACUUUAAAAGUUAUAAUUAUAUUCUUAAUAUUUGUGUCAGCUUUUAACCUUCCCUCUCCCCUACCUCUGACAGACAUUAACCUGGUGCUUUAAAAGAUUCUGUGCAUAAAGUUUGCAAAAGGUAACUAAUGGUAGUUUAAAAGAGCAAGACCUUUUAAAUCACCCUGUUUUCAGCCUACCUCCUUGGUGGAACAGCCACUCUACCAAGCUCCUAUGCACUUUCUUUUCUUCCCACAGCUCUCUCAGUUAGGGCUACAAUAUGUAGGUCUUUGGUUAUUUGGGUUUUCUCUCACAUAAAAUUGGAAUUCCAAUUUUACGUGGGAGAAAACCCGAAUAACCAAAGACCUACAUACAAACACCUGUGAAAACCUCAGAAAACCUACCUACCUACCUACCUACCUACCUACCUACACACACACACACACACACACACACACACACACACACAUAUAUAUACAUCUCUUUGCUGCCAUGUGGUGGUUAAUUAGAUCCUUGCAAUCCAGAUCUGAUAGCCUUACCUUCAAAGGCUAUUGAGUCAUAUCUUUGUCUUUGCUUCUAUUCCACCAAGGAGAAUUAAACAGGCAACUGCUUGCUCCCGUUUGUGUAUAUAGGAACUUAGGUCCAGAAAAUA
Pantherophis guttatus is the source of this 1917-nucleotide messenger RNA. RefSeq names its product Fas ligand (gene FASLG). The record is from RefSeq and is a predicted model, not a curated record. Gene Ontology annotation, molecular function: tumor necrosis factor receptor binding. Gene Ontology annotation, cellular component: membrane. Lineage: Eukaryota; Metazoa; Chordata; Lepidosauria; Squamata; Colubridae. Gene Ontology annotation, biological process: apoptotic process; extrinsic apoptotic signaling pathway via death domain receptors; immune response.